Messenger RNA from Drosophila busckii, 2904 nucleotides. Its product is annotated as pyridoxal-dependent decarboxylase domain-containing protein 1. The record is from RefSeq and is a predicted model, not a curated record. Gene Ontology annotation, molecular function: pyridoxal phosphate binding; carbon-carbon lyase activity. Lineage: Eukaryota; Metazoa; Arthropoda; Insecta; Diptera; Drosophilidae. The coding region runs from base 1 to 2580 and encodes 859 amino acids. Gene Ontology annotation, cellular component: intracellular membrane-bounded organelle. The transcript is spliced from 7 exons. Gene Ontology annotation, biological process: carboxylic acid metabolic process.
AUGUCAGCGGCUGGAGUUGUUGAUGACGAACUUGGCGCUGCCGAGGCAGAGCAGCAAACAGCAGCAGUAGCUGAAAUUGCCGCUUCCAGCAUACGCUCCGGUCUGGCCGAGUUGGAGUUGCGCUCAUCCCAGGUGCUGCAGCAAUUGGAAAAUGUCAAAACGGUGCCAGGCAAUUCAACAAAGGUGACGACCACAGCGGCUUCCAGUCCAAGCCACACCAGCAACAACAACAACAACAACAACAACAAUGUGAGUGAUGUGAGCGAGGAGGAAACAGAAAAGCAGCAGCUGCAGCAGCAGCAGACAUCCUCGGCGCUAUUAACGCAACUGCGACAGGAGCAUAGUGUGCCUUCGGAUAUAUUGAAGUCACUGGAGCAGCUGGUGGCUUACUCCGACAGCGAUGAUGAUCCAGAGUUUCCACUGCCAGCCCUAGACGAUGUCUCACACUUGGCGCUCAUUUCGCACAGCAUUGUUGCGUAUCUGUCGCAUUUGGAUCGGCAGCAUCUGCUGCGCGUGACGAACAGCAUCUCUGGCGAUGCCACACGCUGGCUGGGCACGCUCUUUCACUUUGCGAAUGCCGCCAGCAGCUUUCAUGCGGACAAUGCCGACGCCGUGCUGCGCACUGUGCGUUUGGCCAUCGUUGCACGCUGUCCCGGCUAUCUGGAGGGCGGCAUACCAGCGCUGGCGCAGCCCUGUUUCUACAUUUCGGAGAACACAACGCCGGUGCGACUGCAGUAUGCGUGCCGGCAGCUGGGCAUACCGCUGGACGCCAUUAAGGUCAUACCAGAGCAUAGCACAUAUGGCACCAUGGACUUGACGCAGCUGCAGAAGCAAGUGCAGCUGGAUCUCGGCUGCAGUCGCACGCCGCUGCUGGUGGUGGCGGACAUUGGUGCCUCGCUCUGCGGCUAUGUGGACAAUCUGCAGCGGCUGCGCGAUGUCUGCAAGGCGCACAACAUGUGGCUGCAUGCCAGUGGUCAUGGUCUGGCCGCGCUCGUUUGCGCCGGCGGCGGCGGCGAUGUGCAGGACGUGCUGCAUUCGAUGGCGCUGAAUUUGGGCAGCUGGCUGGGCGUGCCCAGUCUGCCGAUUGUGCUGCUGCAUCGUCCGCUGCAGAAUAGCGCGCUGAGUGCCUUUGAAUCCGAUCCGAUCCUCUCGCGCCGUCUCAACGCGCUGUCGCUGUGGACGAGUCUGCAGGCGCUUGGUCGCAAGGCCAUAGCCGAGCGACUGCAUGUGGCCUUCCAGACAUGCGGCAUUCUCUUCGAGAUUGCCUCCAAGUGCGAAGGCAUACGCGUGCUGAGUCACGCGCCGGGCGCUCAAACGGGCGCCGCGCUCUCGGACAUUAUCAAUAGCGCUUUUGAUGUCACCACUUUGUUUGAUGCAGCUGCUCCGGUUGUCGUUUAUCAGUUUGAUGGCAGCACUACCAUUCCGAUGCUUGCAGCAGGCGCUGGCGAACCUGCUGCUGAAGCAGCUGGUGGCUCCAGGCCGCUGGAGAAGCUCAACAAUGCCAGCUACUUCGAUAGGCUCAACUCCUGGCUGGGUCAAAUACUGCAGCGCGACUGUCCAAGCUUUGACUUUGAGGUCAUCGAGCAUCCAACGCAUGGCAGCUGCAUACGCUACUGUCCGCUGGAGUUGGGAUUGGGCGAGCAGCCGCCCAGCUCGGAGAAUCUGGAGAGAUUUGCGCAGAGCCUCGAAGCGCAUGUGGACAUUUUACGCGCCACCAUAAAGCACAAGGCGCGCUUUAUGUAUCUGGUGGAGCGCAGCGAGGUGCUGCGACUGGUGCCGCUGCCCGAGUGGGCGGGCAUGGGCGGUGUGCGCUUUGUGCCCGAGGGCUGGGAGUCGCUGCUCACAGAUCAGGCCAAAACGGAACUAAACAAGCUCAAUGUGGAUCUGGUGGAGGCGCUCAAGUCCACUGACAAUGCCUUCUCGCUGGGCGAGGGCACCGAUGGGCUAAUCUGUGUGCGCUUUGGCAUGGUCACGCACGAAACGGAGGUGGAGGAGCUGCUCGAUUUGGUCGUUAGCGUCGGCAAGAGCGUGCAGGAGAAUUCACGCGUGCUGGACACCAUGUCCGAGAUAGUGAAGAAGGGCAUUGAGGCGGCUACUGCGGAUCUGCAGCGUGAGUCUGAGGAGAAGCUGUGGCAGGAGGGCAUCUUGCGUCAUGUGCCCGUCGUGGGUCGCGUCUUCAACUGGUGGUCGCCGCCGGUUAAGGAGUCGGGCAUCAAGGGUCGCAGCUUGAAUCUUAAUCAAGGCGUCGUCGAGAGCACCGAGAAUAUUUACAAAUAUCACAUGCAAAUGUCUGGUGAAAAUGGCAGCCACCAGCUGCCGGCGAAUCGCUCACCGCCCACGCCCAUGAUACAAACCCCUGUAGCUGCUGCCGCUCCAGCUGCUGCUGCUGCUGCUCCGGUCUUUCCAACCGUUGAGCCUGUGCUGCCUGAAGGCUCCGACCCAGCAGCAGCGAUGCCAGCGGCGACUGCGACGCCAACUGCCAAUCAUGUGGACCAUGUGCGCAACAUUAGCCAGAGCAGCGCCAGCUCCAGCAUUGUGCCUGAACUCGUGGCCGUCAAUAGUGCAAUAAACAAUAAUUAAAACAAAUACUAAGUUAAACAAAUCUAGCGAAUGCUUCUCUGGUUAACAACGCGCGCGCGCCUUCCGCUCCAAACUCUUCUAAACUUAUCUAUAAAAACAACGCUCCAUACAACGAAAUCUAAAUCAAAAUCCAAACGCAGUUCUGUAAUUCCAAAGAGACGAAACAAGCGCCAGGAAGUUCCGGUUCCGGCCCAAAUGCUUACUCCAGCCUUAACUAUGGCAAACAUAUUCUAUAUUAACUAACUACUGUAUUAUUAUUUAAUCCAAGCAACACACACACGCACACGCAUACACACACAUAUUAAUUAAUCUUAAACUGUAACU